UCCCAGCCCGGGGCCGUUCGCGCCUGCGCGUUAGGCACUGAGGACGCCACGGGGGGUAGCUUGGCAACCUGGUCGCCUGGCAACGGCGUGCGCUUCCGGGACCACGCGCUGAGGCAGUGGUUUCUGCAGAGCUUUGUUUUGGAAGCUAGAGAGUUGCCCUCUGCAGGCGUGGAAAGAUGGCCCAUGCCUGGAUCUCCAUGUACCUGCCCCCCGACAUCAACCCCACCCAGGCUGCCAUUGCCUAUGGCUGUCGGGCCCUGCCCAAGCUGAACGAGGAGCUGCAGUCAGAGGACCUGCUGACGAGGCAGAAAGCCCUCAUGGCUCUGUGCGACCUUAUGCAUGACCCUGAGCAUGUCUAUGUGGCCAUUGACACAGGCUGCCUGGAGAGCCUGAAAGCUUUGCUGAAGGAUAACAAUGACAUGGUGCGGAUAAAGACCACUGAGGUGCUCUACAUCAUGGCGACCCAUAAUGUGGGCAGAGAGGGCUUUUUAGAGCACGAUGUCAUCCUUGCCUUGUCCUACCUGCUGAACGACCCUCAGUCAGCCUGCCGGAAGAACCUGCACCUGGCGUUCAAGCAUGUGGCUCAGCUACCUUCAGGAGCCCAGGGCAUUGUCAACAGUGGCCUGAUCCCCUCACUCGUGUGGAAGCUGCAGAGGGAGGAGGAAGAGAUCCAGGGGCUCCUCUUGGACACACUGGCGGCCUGCCUGAUGGAGGAUGCCACCGAGGCGCUGGGUAGCCACGUGGUGCCCUUCCUGAAGCAGAAGCUCCUUAGCACCAAUGAUGACAUUCGCAGCAAAGCUGCCCGCACACUCAUUGCGGUCAGCAUCCCUCUGGAGGGCAAGAACCAGGUGUGGCAGCAUGACGUCAUCCCCAUCCUGGUGCACCUGCUGAAGGACAGCGUGGAGGAGGUGCAGGCCAAUGCCGCCGGGGCCCUCAUGUAUGCCACGGUGACAACUCAAGAACUAGAAAAAGUAAUCCUAAAAUUUGUUUGGAAUGACAAAAGACCCUGAAUAGCCAAAGGAAUCCCGAGAAAGAAGAACAAAGCUAGAGGAAUCACACUUCUUGAUUUCAAACUAUAUUACAAAGCUAUAGUAAUCCAAAUAGUAUGGUACUGGAAUACAAAGAGAUGCAUAAACCAAUAGAGCAGAAUUGAGAGUCCAGAAAUAAACCCAUACAUAUACAGCCAACUAAUAUUGGACAAGGGAGCCAAGAACACUCAAUGAAGGUGGUCUCUUCAAUAAAUUUGUCCUGGGAAAAUAGGAUAUUCACAUGCAAAAAAAUAAAACUAGAUCCCUAUCUUAUACCACUCACAAAAAUUAACUCAAAAUGGAUUAAAGAUGGGGCACCUGGGUGGCUCAGUCAGUUAAGCAUCUGACUUCGCCUCAGGUCAUGAUCUCACCAUUUGUGAGUUUGAGCCCCGUGUCAGGCUCUGUACUGACAGCUCAGAGGCUGGAGCCUGCUUCAGAUUCUGUGUCUCCCUCUCUCUCUGCCCUUGCCCCACUCGUACUCUCUCUCUCUCUCAAAAAUAAACAAACAUUAAAAAAUUAAAAAUGGAUUAAAGACUUAAAUAUGAGACCUGAAACUAUAACUCUCAGGAGAAAAGAUAGGAAAUAAGCUCCUUGAUAUGGGUUUUAGCAAUGGUUUUUUGGAUAUGACUCCAAAAUCUCAAGGAACAAAAGCAAAAAUAAACAAAUAGAACUAGGUCACGCUAAAAAGCUUCUGCAUAACACAAGAAACAACAAAAUGAAAAGGCAACCACAGAAUGGGAUAAAAUAUUUGCAAACAACACAUCUGAUAAGGGGUUAAUAUCCAAAAUAUAUAAGGAACUUAUACAACUCAAUAGCAAAACAAAAUAUAACAUAUUCCAAGUAAUCCAAUUAAAAUCUGAG
Molecule: messenger RNA, 1889 nt
Organism: Neofelis nebulosa (Clouded leopard)
Lineage: Eukaryota; Metazoa; Chordata; Mammalia; Carnivora; Felidae
Gene: RSPH14
Product: radial spoke head 14 homolog
Exons: 7
Coding region: 177-1010 (277 amino acids)
Molecular function (GO): protein binding
Source: RefSeq, a predicted model, not a curated record